Messenger RNA from Clunio marinus, 4275 nucleotides. NCBI's taxonomy places the organism in Eukaryota, Metazoa, Arthropoda, Insecta, Diptera, Chironomidae. The record is from the annotation of a GenBank genome assembly.
AAUCAUAAAAAGAAAAAGAUUAACUCAGUUUAUUGAAUAAAAGAAAAGGAAUUUCUGUCAACAAACUACAGGCAAACAUUCUGCAAUCACAGUUUUCUUUGAUAAACUCGUAAAAUUUCGUAAAAAUUGAAAAUUCUAUACUAACCUAAAAAGAUGAAAUACCGCGAAAUUAUUCCAAGCUUAUCUGCAGCUGAAGAAUGGAAGGAAAUAAGAUUAAAUACAGGAGCAACUCAUAGCACACUUCAGGAUAUUAAAGUUCAAAAACAAGCUUCUGGUUUUUGUUAUCGAAAUGAUGAAUUUAUACGAAAUCGUUUCAUUUAUUGGCGAACAUCUGACGAUAUAUUAGAACUAAGUGAAAACAGCUUGGAUCUGAAUUUAAGAAACAAAAAUUUGAGAAUCAUUUUCGAAGAAGCUCCAAUUUUGUCAGUUAACAUCAAUGAGAAUGAGCAGAAUGUUUUCAUUCUUGUUGUUACAAUCAGCAACAUUCAUCGACUUCAAUUCAUUCAUCCAAAACGAGGAAUCGGUGCGAAUGGAGAGCAAAAUGAGAAUUCAAUCUUCACUAAUAUCACACAAGAAUCCGCCAAAGAUCCAACGUCAUUUUACACCAUCAGCAAUUUACUUGCACAAAAUGUUCCACAUUGUGCUACUUGCUUCUUAUCACAAACAGGAGAGGAAGCUUACUUCGCAGUUGCUCACACAAAUCAUCUCCUUUUGUUCCAAAUGAAUUGUUUCAAUGGCCAUACUAAUGUCACUGAACUCAAGAACUUUCAAAUUCUUCCAAGAUUGUUUAGUAAUCUCACUGACGCCAUUCGUGGGAAGAGCAACGUUAAUGACAGCAAUUACGUGACAUCGAUUGUGUUUGAUACUGUCGGAGGUGAAAUUGUUCUUUACGCUUUAUAUCGAGAUAACAAUCUACGAAUGUGGUCAACAAGAACUGGACAAUGUCUUCAUACUCUCAACAUUAUUAAUGACAGUGAAGAGAAAGGAAGUCAAGGAACUCAAAAUAAUAUUUUGAAGAAAUCAACAAGUUCAACAUCACUUUGUGUUUUUCUUUCGUACACUUCAUGUUCAGAGUUUCAACUCUUUAAACCUACUUGGGAUGGCGCUAAUAGUUACACAAUUGUACCGACAAACUUCAUAACAGCUCCACAAUUUGAUUUGGUUGACUUUGAACUAACCGAACAGAGACUUUGGGGGUUGUGGUGUAAUUCAGAAGGUGACAUGCACAUCUCUGCUUACUCAUUAGAUCCUGAACCGAUGGAAUAUUGGCGCACAGCUGUUUUAGAAGGAAUCUCUGAGAAGAGACGAACAGUUGAAGCCGACAUGGACGCCAAACACAUUUAUUGCUCAAACAUCUUUCGACCAGGGAAUUUUCAAUCAUCAACAAUUUCAAAAGCUUUAAUGAUGUUUAGUCGAUCAACAAACUUCAGUGACGCAUUCACACCUUUACAUAUUCUCAAGGAACGUGUUUGUCAAGCUAUCGAUGCUGAAAUACAAAAUGAGAUUAAAAUGCAUGAUCUCAGCGAAGAUGAAUAUAUUGAAGUUGCGAUUAACAAUUGGGAAAAGUUUUAUUCUUGUUGUGAACAAUAUCAGAUCGCUGCACAUCAACCGAUUGGAAUUUUUGUUUUAGAUUCAUUGGAUGCUGUUUGUGUCAUUAAGAACAGCCUCAUGUCGUUUCUUCGACCAUGUGAUGUCAUUGAAAACAUGCUUUUGUCUGGACGAUGUUUAGAUGAGUUUAGAAUCGAUGAAAGAUUAAAAGAAGAUCUCACAAGUCUUGUCAAAGUUGCAUAUUACUUGGAAAAUCAUCUUUCGAUUGAAGUCAAGACUGAAAUUUCCAAUAAUAUAUUUAAACUUCGAAUGCCAAACGACAUCGUUAUGGAAAUGAUUUCUGAUAUGUUGUUGGACAACGACGAAUUAGAAGCUUCGAUCCCAAAAGAGCUGAUUGUUGAUGUUGCUGAUCGCUUAAAGUCAAUUCGUGAUGCUCAGAGUGCUUUAAGUUUCCUUCUCAAUCUUCUUCGUUUGGAUCGAAAUAAUUUUCCUAAUGAAGAAUUUAAUGAAGAUCUCACAGUUUUUCAACGUCAACUCUUUGCUGGAAAUUAUGGAACUUCAAUUUUGACAGAAACAGUUCGUCAGAUUUCUUCAAGUCGCUAUGCCAUGUGUCGGAACUUGUUGAUUAUUCAACAUAUUCUCAUCGAUAAUGGAACUUUAAAUUGUAAUGAGGCAGAAAUUAUCAGAUCAAAGCACAUCCCAGAAACUGUCAUUUUCCUUCAAUCUUAUUACGUCAUGGUGUGGAUAAGCGAAGAUGCAUUCGCAAUUCCUCAAACAAAGACAAAUGUCAUUGGGUUCAAUAAUCAGGGUGGUUACAGUCAACCGUCUUCACUCUUGCAACUUUUCGUCAAGAACAAAGGACUUCAAACAUCGUUAAAGCUUUUCUUCAAAUCUAACGCAAUGGAUGAAAGUGAUGAAGAAACUGACGGUGGCGAUUACGAGACGGAAAAUUUUUGGUCAAAGAAUCUUCUCUCAAUUGCAAAUUACAUUGAAAGAUUCAUUUGGGCGAUUUCUGGAAGUUUCAUUUUUGGUGAAUGGCUUGCUGAAACAGAACAAAAUCUUUUAGUUGAAGAAUACGUUCGAUUGUUGAAUAAAUGGUGUGAAUAUCAUAGCUGUUCACGUCACUUUAUCUUAGCAAUGUCAUAUCUUAAUAUGGGUGAAACAUUCAAAGCUUACGACAUGUUUAUUGAGUCAGCAAAAGGAGUUUUGUAUGAACCAUAUUUGAAGCAAUUUGUUAAUUCGAAUGAGUUAGAAACAGAAAAUGAAAUAAUGUCGCAAUACUAUUUGAAAGUUAUGCGACUUUUUGAGAAACAUGAAAUCUACGAUUGCGUCAUUUCAAUAGCUGAAGUUGCAAUUGGAACAGCUGAAAAGGAAUCGCAAUUGGCAAUGUUUCAAAGUAUUAUCUUUAAUAAUCAUAUGAAUUUGAAACAUUUCGAAGAAGCUUAUCACUCUUUAAUUCACAAUGUUGAGAUGUUGAGACGAAAGGAUUGUCUUCGUCAACUUGUCAUUAUGUUAUUUCAAGAGAAACGCUUCGAUAUUCUCAUCAAGUUUCCUUACAUUGGACUUGAACAGGACCUUCAAGAUAUCGUUGAAACGAGAGCCCGUUCAAUGCAAAUAGAGAACAAUGAACAUUACAACUUCCUUUAUUCUUAUCACAUUAAGAACAACAACAUGAAGCAAGCAGCGAUUGUGAUGCAUGAGAAGGCUUUGAGAUUCUUACACGAAUGCAGUUCCGUUGAGUCACUUCAAAUGCGUUACAAUAGUUUACUCUCAUGUUUCAAUGCAUUGUCACUUGUCGAUCCUGAUUACAAAUGGUUGGCAAAGCCGGGAAUUGAAGAUCCGAGACAAGAUGAAGAUGUCGAUGAUGCCAUGGAGUCGGAUGUUCAAAGUCAAAUUGUUGUCAUUGAGAUUGAAGACAUAAGAAAAGAAUUGCUGAUUGUUGAAGCUUUGCUGUGUGUUGCGAAAGCAAAAGAGUUAAAAUCAAUGCUUAACAUGGGACCGAAAGAGUUGGUAAUUCUUUUAGCGCAACAAAAAUUCUUCACAAAUGCUUUGAAGUUGGCCAAAGGAUUUAAAUUGUCAUUGACGCCGCUUUUCGAGAGUCUCACGCUUGCUUGUCUUCGAUCAUCAAAUCCGGAGUUUAAUGAGAGUCUUGAAUGGUUGAGCCAAAAUAAUCUUAGCGAUUUAACUUUGACGAUUAGUUAUAGUGAGAUGCCUUGGAUGUAUUUGAAGAAAUUAUUGAUGGAAGAAGAUCUUGACAAAGAAUAUCUACGAGAUGUAGUCAAAUGUGUUCUCGCUAAUCAAGCUUUUGUCCCACAAUGGCUUGUCGACAUUUAUAAAAUUCACAAGGCAUCCGAAUUGCUUUAUCUUUAUCUUCAAUAUGGUCGUCUCGAUGAAGCAGCUGAAUUAGCAGUUGAAUAUGUUCGAGCAUUCUUAGGAAGUGGCAGUGAACUGUUUGGAUUUAAAUAUUAUGUCGCUAAAACUUUGCCAUCUUUUCCUAUCAACACAAUGGAUUUGUUACUUCAUCAGCUCAAAGUUCAUGGACGAAAAGAUAAAGUUUGUGAAGAGAAUUAUCAACUUUUAAAGGAAACCAUCGAUAAAUAUUUAGUGGAAUCUAAUCGAAUCACUUUGGAAAGUAUGGCGAUGUGAACUUAAUCAUAAUUUUUUUUAAUUCUCUUAGUUUAAGAAAUUCAAAAUAAACUAAUAAAUAAAAUUUAAUCGAAAUUUUCA